ACUUGUCCUGCCGUUAAGAUUGCUCAUGACGUCACGAACUCAAACCAGCUUGAGAGCAAGAAUCCGCGAGAAUACGCCCGACUUGCGCAAGUGUUUGUUUUCGGGCGAGCAGAAGGAAGCGAAUGGCCGAGGCGACGACGUAGCGCCACUUGCUUAGGACGGGGCUGCACUUCCGACCCGCGCACUCAUGCUGGACGCCACAAACAACAUGGACGAGGACGUUAAAGUGCUAGAAGUGGUGUCGGACGCCGAGGAAGUGGCCGAGGCCAUGGAGAGCGAGCACGAAGAGGGCGAGAUCAGCGAGGACGACGACGAUGACGAAGUGGGCCUCCCUGGCCAGCAGCACUUCCCUCACCACUAUCCCUCAGGUGGGCCUCCCUCAGAUUACCACAAGGAAAGACAACCAGGAAAAAAUGCUUCAGCAACUUCUGCAGUUGUCAUCUAUGAUGACCGUGGACGCACAGCCAUUUUCACCAGUCCCAGGAAAAAUUUACGAGCUUCAGGCUCAUAUAAGAGAAGGGCAGACUCAGGAAGAAGAUGGAAGCAGGAAGAAAUGGAAAAGCGAAGGCAUAAGGAUGAUGAAGCAAGAAAGCACCAGAAAGAUAAUGGUAUGGGUAGGAAGUGGCAAAUAUUAGACAAUGAAGGUGGGGCUUCUGGAGCUUCGACCAAGAGGACUAAAUACAUGCGACAGGGAUUAAGGCGACUCGGGUCCUCAGCGGGAUGGGAAAGUGACAAGGUUCCAGGAGCCAAGAAUAAACGGUCUCUUGAUCAACCCAGACAUUUGGUGGCGCACAGGAGCCACACCAGCAGCUCUGACAGUGACUCCUCGUAUUGCAGCUGCUCCUCGUACUCUUCAUCCAGCCACAGUGGUAGUGACUCCCCUGUGCAGAGGCGAGGGAGAGGUAAAGAGAAUAAACGAUCUGGAACAGCAAGCAGAGCACGUUCAAGAUCACCUGAGCAAGGUUUCAGUUCCACCAAGAAAAAAUUGGCUUAUAAAAAAUCUUCAGAAAAGUGGCCAUCCAAGAAGUCGCCUCCAUGGGCACCACCAGUCACCCAGGAUAAAGAGAGCACAAGAGCAUCCUCCCCUGCUGAAGCUGCUAGCAAAAUCUCAAAGUCCUGGGGAAAUGGCAGGAAAUCACCUCGCCCAUACAUGCGCCAUACUCUCCCUACCUCAUCUAGUAGAAAAACUGAAGUAAAAGCAAGCCACCACAAAACCAACAAAAGUAAAGCAAAGGAGAAUGUUGUAAAAAUCAGUGAUGAUGAAUCUGACGAGAAAUGUGACAAAUCACCAAGAGCAAAAUGUGAUACUUCACCCAAAGGAAAUGGAGGAGAAGUUCCCCUUAUAUCAAGCCAGAAACAGCUUCCAAGGGGUAGUUUUGGAGAAAUGCUCUUAAAAAAGACACUGAAAGGCAAACUAAAGGUUUGCCCACUAGCUAACAAAUCUGUAGAGAAAGGAGAAACUUCAGGAGAGGCUGGGGGUAGCAAGAAAGAAGAAAUAUCUGAAAUAAGCGAAGUGUUGCAGCAGGACUGCGAUACAUUAGACCAAGAAGAUGAAGAUGAACUUCAGCUAAGAUUGAUUGCCCUUCAGUCAUCUUUGAAGGUACUGAGUGACGUAAGGAGAGAAGGUUGCCAGUCCAUAAACACUGGGAAUAUGGUUGUUGACCUUUCAUUGUCUUUGCCUCAAGACAGCAUAGAUCAGCCAUUGGAAAAGGAAGAAGAAGGGAAAGAAGCAGCAUCUAGUGAUCUUCCUGAUCAGAGAAAUAGUGAAAAUAUUGGUGAUUUUCAGGAUCAGUUACCAGAUCAUCACAUACUCUUGCAAUCCGAUGCAGAAAGCUCAACACCCUUGAAAAACAAUCAGAGUUUUGAUACAAGAUUAGAAGAAAGCACUCCAAAGGAGGAUGAGGUGGACCUUAUAUUGGAUGAUUUAAGUCAGAGCUCAACAAGAUCGCAGCCAGGUUCAAGUAUCACUGGACUAGAGCUGGAAUUGGAUGCCAUAUCAACAAAUAAAAGUUAUCUGGAUGACGGUGAAGACAGUACAAGACAGCUUGCCACAAAUAUUGAAGAACAGCUGCAAAGAGAAAUUAAGGAUCUUGCAGACUCUAAUCAGGAUCCUGUUGAUAUGGAUAUAUGUGAUAGUUCUCCAAGUGAGGAAGAUGAAAGUUUCUUUGAUGAAGACAUCUUGAAGGAUACAGGAGAAGACAUCUCUUUGGAUAAGGUGUCUUCACCUGACCCAUCAUCUGCUCCUAACAUAGGGUCACAGGCAAAGGAUUAUCCAGUGCCUGUCCUAGAUCCAGGAGGACAGGAAAGUUUUCAUCAUAACAGUAGCAACAGCACCAAAAGUAGUAGUAAUAAUAACAGUAAUAGUAAUUUCCAAAUCCCAGUGGAAUGGGCCUAUAUGAUGCCACCUCCUCCCCCACCUGACCAGCCACCCAAUGAUAUUAGUAACAUCAAUAAUUGGUGCUAUGAUCAGAACAUGUAUCUCCAGACCAUGCAGUCUUCCUAUGAUUCAAAUGAGCAGUAUCAGCAGUACAAUUCAUAUGGAACUCCCACUUCUGACUGGGGACUACAGCCUCAGCAACCUACACAGUGGAAUGAAUCAAAGCCAGAGAGUUUUGAAAACACAUCAGAACAGACAGAAAACAUCCAAGAGAAAACUGAAACACCAGCUUCUCCUGAUGCAACUAGUAAAACACUCACACCUGAAAAAGAAGAACCAAAUCCAGACAACAGCCCACAGGAAGAUUUAAAAGAUCUUCCAGCAGAACAUUACCAAGCCUUCAUGUCUGCAGUACUUAACCAGCAGAAGACACGGCAGAAGAAUAGUGGCACACAAAGAAACUUAAUUGAAGUGCAAUUAAUCAAAUAUGGCAGUUCAUCCAAUGACCAGGAUGAGGCUGUGAAAAAGGCUUCUUCAGGUGCUGGUACCAGUGGUGGAGCUGUGCUGCAGGUGAACAAAAGAUCAAGGGCUAGAAGGAGAAAACGAGAAAGACAGAAAGAAAAAUUAAAGCAGCUCAAACAGUUGAAGGCACAGGAAAAAUUGGUAAAGGGGAAGGAAUCCGUUGUUCAGAGUGAUCUCCAACCGGGACUUGAUUCAGUGCCAAGUGUUUCUGAAGAUGAAGAUGAAGAUCUCCUAAGGGCACAGCUUUUAAUUGACCUUUCUCGGAAGAAGAACCAAAAACAGGUAGAACCUGUGGUAGAACUUCCAAAAUCAUGUCUCUCUGAUUAUCAAACAGUGACUGCAGAUAACAUCCAAGCCGCCCAUCAGGAUAGGUUCGAUUCUCAUUCUUCAGGCUACACGGGCCAUGAAAGCACACCACCUCAGAGCUACCCCUCAUCACUAGAGUCUUGUCCGAGGUUGAGACCAGUGACCAAGACAGCUGUUGUGAAGAUGCAUCAACAGGCAAGGUUUAGAGAGAAUAGCCCAACCCAUAAAGUGAAGGUCAACUUGAGACAUGGCUUGUCUGACAUAGGUGGCAUUAGCUUAGAUCCAAAGAGCAGUAGAUAUGAUUAUCCCAUUCCAAAAGACAAUCACAGCCAGAAAGACAUGCCCAAGUUUAAAUUUCCUAAUAUCAAGCCUGUUAUUAUCAAUUUGGAAUCUGAUUCCGAUGAUGAGAAUGAAGAGGGUGAGGAGAGCUGCCAGGAUAGAGCCACUGAUGAGCCACAACCUUCAGGCAGUGGUGAAGGUGAUGGAGUCUUAAGCUCAAGCAUAGAUCUUUUGCUUAAAAGUAUGAGGAAUGCCAACAAGCCCGAGAAGAAUGCCAAACCAAGCACACAAGUUAAAAAAGGAUCAGCCCUCGCAAAGAAAACCCCAGUACGAAAAGCUCCUCAGUCGUACAGCACUCCAAAUGUGGUGCGUCAUCUUAGUCGAACACAGCAGGUUGAAUACCGUAGGUUAAAGGAGCAACUCAGACAAAAGGAAAUGCUUCAGAAGAAGCGACAGGAACUGCUUCUACGGCAGAAAGUACUCCAGAAGAAAAUGGCUUCUGCUGCAAGAAUUUCUCCUGAGAGCCCUCAGUCAGGGGACAAUGGAGGAGAAAUGAGUGAUGGAGGGGCUGCUCGAGACCUACCAUCAGUAAACAUUCCACAGGUUAAAAGUCAGACCCCCUCAAGGACAGAAGAGGAAUUCUGUGACCCAGCUGAUAAUGGGGGUAACCUUCAGAUUCAGGGGGAGACCCCACCACUGCCACAUUCUGCUUUGCAAGACACAAGGGAAGUGAUUAUAAAGGAAACAGGUGGUUUGCAGAUACAGCUCGCAAAUGUCAAUAGAGAUAAAGAUUUAGGAAGCAAUACAGUUAGUGCAGAUGAAAGUUGCCAAGGUGGGUCUGGCACUGUGAAAAAUGUGGAGAUGAGGAAAGAGAGAGAUUUAUCAUGUGUAGGUUCUCCAGCAGAGGAUGAAGAUGAAGAGAUGCUUAGGUUGAUGGUACUUAAGACGCUCCAGAAAAAAGUAAUUGACAAAGAAAAAUCAAAUGAUGAAGAAAAUUGUGAAAGUGUAGAUGCUGAUAGUAAAAGUGAAAAGAAUGAUGGGUCAUUUAUAUCAUCAGAUUCAGAAAUACUGAAGGUUGUCAUACAUCAAAGGAUAGAUGAUGUGCCAACUGAUGAGAAGGAAACAAUUGAAAAGGCAGUAGAAGUGGCUGCUCGCAGUGUUGUUAUUGAAAAUCAGACUGAUUUGCUGGAAAAUAGUAAAGAUGUACAUCAGGAUGGAGAUGUAAAUGGUGGGGAGUGGAUGGUUCUCGAUGAGGUGUUGGAAGAAAUUGAUGAAGGUAAUGGAGAAAAUGCCAACAGUGAAGAGUUGGCAGUGGUUAAGGAGGAACAUGGCAACAAAGUGAAAAAACUGCUAAUUAACGAGGAAGAUAAUGGGCCUACUUUAGAAUGUAAGGAGACAGAAGGACCAGAAAGUGAAAGUGUCUCAAAAACAAGUGAAACUGAAUGUCUUGUUCAAGAGGCAAAAAAUAACAAUGAAUGUAACAAUUUCAGUCAGUUAAUGGAGUCUGAAAAUACUGAAGUAGAAAAUCAAACUCCUGCUGAUCAUGCUCAAGAUUUAGCUGACAGAAAUUUGAAUGAGGAAAUAGAAGAUUCAAGAGAAAAUGAGGUAAAGCAAAGUCAUAAUGGGGAGAGGAUGGACAGUGGAAAAAGUGAAAUGGAGGUAGCUAGUGGUAGUGCUAAAGAAACAUUAGGAAACAGUAAAGAUGAUGAAAGGUACAAAGGUAAAGAUACUCAGCAAGUGCCAAGUAAAGUGUCAAAGAAAUCUACUAAAUCUGUAGAUGAACCUGUAGAUGGUGUCUUACCUUUUACAACUCAAGAACAUUCCAGCAGUGAAAAUACUGAAAAACGGACUGAAGUUGUGAUUGCAGACAAAUCACAAGAUGAGGAUAACAACAGUUUAUCAGCUGGCAAAGAGGAGCUGGCAAGUUCUAUUGGAAUAUCAUGUGUCAGUGGUGAGCAAGACAGUGAAUCAGCUGAAAGGAAAGCGAAUGCAGAGGUCAGUUCAGGAACAGAAAUGAAAACUCUUAAUAGUAUAACCAGUGAGAAUAACUCAAAUAUCCAAACUAUACAAAAGCAAGUACAGAUACAUGGGGAUGUGGAAGGGAAGAAAAGUCUUGAACAUUUGUCAGAAAAAAUAGAAAAGAACGAGCAGUUAGAAAAAGAUAUUUUAUCGGUAUCUGAAAGUACAAAAACCUUAAAAGGGUCUUCUGUAUGUAGCACAUCUGUAAAUAAUACGAUAGGACAACAAAGUGCCAUUAGAACCCAAAACUCUUUGCCAGCAGCUUUACAAAAACAAAAAAGUAAUGCAGUUGGAAACACUUCCAAAUCAAGUAGUUUAAGUGAUGUAGAUGUGUCAAGAAAACCAGUAAGAACUAAGAGGUUACUGUUGCUGAAGAGAGUGGAACAUGAAUACACACAAAAAAGGAUUGCUAUGAAUGAAGUGAUAUCACAGCUGGCUUCCCUAGUUCAUGAGGCGACAGAAGAAGAGCGACAACGGCAGUCUUUAAAGUCGACUAUCACCAAGUUACGGGAAAAGUUGGGCCAAAUGGAGACACAGCUCGAGGACAAAGCCAGCAAACUCAAGGCCAAGAUGGCAAGGAUUCGAAAUCUUCAAACCCAAAUAACCAAAGAUCGUGAAGAGAUAAGCCAGCUCGAACACAAGGGAGAGAUACUUGGAAAGAAGGAACUUGGGAGUGAUUACAAAUUGCCAAAAGUUUUGGGUUCUCCCCAUUCAAAGUCAAAGGAUCAUAUGAGAAAGAAACAGCUUGCACACAACAUAGAUGCUCUUCGUCAGCAGAUUGGCCAGGUGUACAACAGGCAGAUGUACAGUAAGACCCAAGCUAGACUAGAGGCUAAAACAAAAGCUGUUGAGAAGCAUAUUUCCCCGCUAAUUAAUGUUGAUAAGGAGGAGGGUACUUCUGUAAGGAGAAAAGUGUUACAGUCAGGCCAGGCACCUGUGGGCCAAAACCUGAGUCCUGGCAAUGGUGUGAGCCUUCACGUUGCGACUUCACUCAGCGCAACGCAUAAUGUAAAUGUUAGUGUAGCAUGGAACAAAAAGCUUUUUGAUAGUACAUUAAAUAUGCAAAGUGCUGUAAGUAUUAAGGGGGCUCCUUCCAUGAUUAAGAAUAAGGGGAAACGUAAAAUAAUGCCAGACAACGGAAAUGCAAUAACAAAGGCAGCUAAGACAGAAAAUGUUUGUGAAUCCAAGGGUACAGAAAUGGGAGCAAUUAUUGAUAACAAAGCUCAGGAAGCAAAUGAGAACCUGCCUACAAGAGAAUUAGACUGUAAAACAGAGACAGUGCAUCCAGCCAGCCAGCAGAGUGCCAUGGGUGAUACAGAGAAUGUUUCGUUUGAGGAUAAACAGAGGCAGAAACUCGUUUCUUCCACAAAGGAGCAGAACAGGUCAUUGGAUGUUACAGAGAGGAUAGAUGAAAUGAACAUGCUGUGUCCCUAUGAUUUGUUGGGCCGCUGCAACGACGAUUCCUGCUCAUAUCAGCAUCUGAGACCUCCAAGUCAUUUGACCAGUAAGACUACUGAGAUUCAAGGGGAUCCUACAGGUUUGUCAAGCCACACAUCUGUUUCAGAAAGACAAGGGGCAUUAGAAGAAUGUACGGUAAGAAUAACGUCCUCAAAUGAAACGGAGCCAAAAGAUCCUUUGACAAACAGUGGUAGUGCUGAAAAUAUUGAUGGAAAAGUGGAUCCAGAGCAGACUAUUCCUCAGGUAGACUGCAAAGUGGAUGGCCUUCAAGUCAUAGUAAGUAAUAGUCAGAUGCCUUGCAGUGACAAGGCUGAUAGUAACCUUAAUCUGUGCCAAACAAAUAAGGAAGAUUUUAUUUUUGUAAAACCAACUCAGCUUUGUGGGGAUAGUGAAGAAAUUUCAGAGGCAUUUAUGUCAGCUUGUGACAGGUCAGAGAAAUUAAACCAGGAAGCAGAUAGUAUUAUAGAGCAAAUAGCAUUAACCCCAUGUAUUUACUCUGAACAGAAGAAUGAGACAAGUGAGAAAUGUGAAACUAUAGUUUCUUUGAAAGAAGCAGUUGAAGAAUCUGAGUUAUUAAUGGUCAACAAUGAUAAACAUAGAAAUUUGCAUUCAGCAUUGCCACUUCAUUUGAAAGAAGGCUUGCCUGAGGUUUUGGAGGAAUUUUCAAAGGAAAGUCCAUCAGAAAUCAAUACAGAUAUCAAAAGUGUACCUGAGACAGAUAUCAAAGAUGAAUUACCAAAGGAUCUUCUUGAGGAGAAAAUACAGGAGUCUGAUGAGAAAGAAGAUUCAGGAGAGUCAGCUGCUCAGGUACUCCUAUCCAUAGGUGAAAAGACCAGCUCAGCAGAGCAAGAGGAUGAGAUGAAAGUAGAAGUUAAAGAGGCCUCAACCAUUGCUUUGAAGAAGAAGAAAACUCUUCCAAAGAGGAGUACUCCAAGGAAGCGUACAAGGAACUCAGACUUAACCUUAGAGCUUGAUGUGCUGUCUCAAAGUCCAGAGCCAACAGCAAGGAGGACGAGGCGAAGUAUUAAUCAAAAAGAUGUGUCCGGAGCACUGACAGCCACAAAUAGAAAUAGUUCAAAAAAGGAUCUAACGAAAGAAAGAUCCGCUCCUGUAAAAGCUUCCCCGAGAAGAGGAGGGCGCAAGACAAGAGGGGGCAAGAGAUAGAGGAGAGUAUGCCUGUAUCUUAUUUUUUUCCCUUCAUUAAAUAAUGUGUAUAAAGCUACAAGUCAUUUCAAGGGGACACUUAUUUAAGUAAAUAUUUGAAGAGUGGUUACAAGUUCUCCUUACAAGUCAUUGAUUUUGACUUCUGUAUAUGUAUGUGGAUUAUAUAUAUUUUUUUAUUUUCCUUUUAGGAAUAAAGAAAAACUUGCAUCUUAAGAUGAGCCAUCCCUCCUUCUUUUUCAUUUAAGGAAUAUAUAGUUUUGAUAUGUAUUGUUGAUAUUUGCCAAUUUUGUUCAUAACAUGGUCAGAUAUUUUUCCAACUUUUGAUUACCAAAUUUAUAAAACCAACUGGUGACUCACUAAACAGAGAAUUCAUGUAAAACAUUCUUGCAGUAAAAAUCUGCUGAUCCUACUUCAAGUUCAUUUACAAGGAAUUUUAUGCAGUUUUCAGUAUGAAAUAUUUAUUAGCCUUAUCAAAUAAUAUUAGCUUUUGGAGAUUUCAGUUUGUCCAUUGGAUCCACCACCCAUGUGCUGCCCACCUGCCGCUUGAGGGAAUUAAAAAGUCAUCGCUGGCAGGUGGCGCUGUUGGUGAUGGUGACGGUAGCGAUGUAGGGUAAGAUGUAUUAGACAACGACACCCAUCUUUUGGAUGACUGUAUACACUCACAAAUUUCUGUCACUAGAAUAAUUUAUUGGCUCUUAAAUUCAGUCUAGAUGAUUUUUGUUUUUGGCAAUUUCAUACUUUUUUCCUCUUUUUUUUUUUUUUUUCUCCUUUCCUUUUUUUUUUUAUUUUUUUUUUAUUUUUUCUUGUUAACUGUUGGUUUCUAGUUUAAAGUGUUUAUGGCUAUUUAGAAUUUUUUUUCUAAUUUCAUAAGUGAUUUUGUUUUGUCUUAAAAAAAAGUUUUUGCAUUCAAGCCCUCCACCAUGUUUCACAUGCCUUCUAGGUUUUGUCAAGUAAACAGACUAUGCAAAAUUCAUUUUAGUUUAGCUUUCUGGUGUUUUCUGGGCACUGCAUGUUCAUGGAAAUUUACAAGUUUGAACCUCACUCUUGUGACUUAGUUUUUUUUUAUUGGACAGUAAAAUCUUUAGAAUGUGAUUCAUAUAACCGGAAAUGCAACCUUGUGGUUCUAGCCUUGAGAGGAGUUUUGCUUGUGAAUAUGAUUAACUUUGUCCUACUGCAAAGAAUGACAACUUCCAUGGCUGUUGAUGCAACAUUAGACAUGUGAGGCAACGAACAGUGCUCAUGGUGACUGCCAGCCAGAUGAUUGCAGAGGAGGAAUCUGCUUUCAAGAACUCCAUUUCCACCAGAAGAGAAGGAAGUUAGGAUGGUGAAUGCAAGGCAAAAUGGUGUCUUUAAUUGAUGGUACCUGUGUUUGAUGUUCAUCUUUGGUUCAUCAUUUUCACUCAUCUGGUGCUGUAAGUACAAUCACUGCACAAAUAAUUUAUUUGUGCAUGAUUGGCUGUGAAUGUGUACAUAAUUUGUACAUAUGUUCUUAUUUACAAGAAAAUAAAUGUGGAAAUUAAA
This is a messenger RNA of Penaeus chinensis, 9646 nucleotides long. RefSeq lists its product as uncharacterized. The transcript has 10 exons. The coding region runs from base 188 to 8125 and encodes 2645 amino acids. The record is from RefSeq and is a predicted model, not a curated record. NCBI's taxonomy places the organism in Eukaryota, Metazoa, Arthropoda, Malacostraca, Decapoda, Penaeidae.